UGCAGACUGAAGGUAUAAAUAGCAGUACCAGGAACAACUAGUAAGCCAUUCUAAAUAUUCACUUCAACGAUGAGAUUGUGCCUUCUUGUGCUGGGCUGCGUGAUAGCUGCCAGCGCCUGGCCGGUCGACCAACUUUCGGUUCGAGAUCAUGGCAUCAAUGGAUGGUUUGUCCCUCAAAGGGAAGGUGGCCUAAGGUGGAUUGGUAAAGCGGAGGCGGAGCGCCAGUUGGAAUACUACGAGGCUCAGGAGGCGUUGGAAGGUCGUCUGUCUACCAACACGGUUAACUUCUACCUCUACACGCUGCAGAAUCCUACCACUGGACAGCAGAUCAAGGCUACCCAAGCCUCCAUCGAUGGCUCUUUUUUCAAUCCCAAAAAUCCAACUAGAAUCACCAUUCACGGUUGGAACUCAAACUACAAGGAUGGGGUGAACACCAGGAUAGCCGAUGCCUGGUUCCAGUACGGCGACUACAACAUGAUUGCAGUAGACUGGCUCCGUGGGCGUUCCUUGGAGUACGCUACCUCUGUGGCCGGAGCCCCAGGAGCUGGAAAGAAAAUAGCCGCACUUGUGGACUUCCUAGUGGAGGGAUACGGCAUGAGCCUGGACACUCUGGAAAUUGUGGGCUUCAGUUUGGGCGCCCACGUUGCAGGACACACCGCCAAACAGGUGAACUCUGGCAAGGUGGGAAAAAUCGUGGGCUUGGAUCCCGCCUCUCCCCUCAUCAGCUACUCAAAGACCGAAAAGCGUCUGUCCAGCGAUGAUGCAUUGUAUGUGGAGUCAAUCCAGACAAACGGUGCCAUUUUGGGCUUCGGCCAGCCAAUCGGAAAAGCUGCCUUCUACAUGAACGGCGGUAGAUCACAGCCUGGUUGUGGUAUCGAUAUAACCGGCAGUUGCUCACACACAAGAGCUGUUCUGUAUUACGUGGAGGCGCUGCUGUGGAACAACUUUCCUUCGAUGAAGUGCGAAUCCACCGCGGACGCCAACAAGAACAACUGUGGCAAUACAUACAGUUCAGUCUUGAUGGGUGCUACCAUAAACUUCUUUGUCGCAGAAGGUAUCUUCUACGUGCCGGUAAACAAGGAGUCCCCUUACGGACUUGGAGAAGUGAACAAUGGCGGAGAGUCUACAACAGCUGCUCCUGAAGUUACUUCUACUACUGAUAAUGGUGAAGAUGAGUCGACGACCGUGGUCUCCACAUCGACGACAACGGGUAAGCCAGAGGAGUCGACAACCGAAGAACCCGAAGAGGAUUCCACAACAAACAAAAAGCCCGAAGAAUCCUCUACUACAACCGAACAGCCCGAAGACUCGACUACUACAACCGGAGAACCAGAAGAUUCAACUACGGAAGCCCCAGAAGAAACGACCACAGAAGAGCCCGAAGAGACCUCACCAAGUGAUACUGAGGAUUCAACAACUGAGGAGCCUGAAGAAGUUUCUACUACACCCAAAGAAUCCGAGGAGUCCACCACGACAAGUCCUGAAGAUGAUGAUACUACGUCAGCACCUGGCGAAGAUGAUGAUACUACCGUAGCUCCAGGAGGUGACGAAGAGGAAACAACCACCGAGGACCCCGAAGAAACCUCAACAUCACCCAGUGAUACUGAGGUUUCAACAACUGAGGAGCCCGAAGAAGAUACUACUACACCCAAGGAAUCCGAGGAGUCCACCACGACAAGUCCUGAAGAUGAUGAUACUACGUCAGCACCUGGCGAAGAUGAUGAUACUACCGCAGCUCCAGGAGGUGACGAAGAGGAAACAACCACCGAGGACCCCGAAGAAACCUCAACAUCACCCAGUGAUACUGAGGAUUCAACAACUGAGAAGCCUGAAGAAGUUUCUACUACACCCAAAGAAUCCGAGGAGUCCACCACGACAAGUCCUGAAGAUGAUGAUACUACGUCAGCACCUGGCGAAGAUGAUGAUACUACCGUAGCUCCAGGAGGUGACGAAGAGGAAACAACCACCGAGAACCCCGAAGAAACCUCUACAUCACCCAGUGAUAUUGAGGAUUCAACAACUGAAGAGCCCGAAGAAGAUACUACUACACCCAAAGAAUCCGAGGAGUCCACCACUACAAGUCCUGAGGAUGAUGAUACUACGUCAGCACCUGGCGAAGAUGAUGAUACUACCGUAGCUCCAGAAGAUGAUGAAGAAGAAACAACCACCGAGGAUUCUGAGGAUUCAACAACUGAAGAGCCCGAAGUUUCUACUACACCGAAAGAUUCCGAGGAGUCGACCACUACUACGUCAGCACCUGGCGAUGAUGAUGAUUCAACAACCGAGGAGCCCGAGGAGGAUACUACAACGACCCAGAAGCCAGUUGAACCCUCAACUACAACCGAAGAACCUGAGGAUUCGACUACUGAAGUUCCCGAGGAGUCUACAACAGAAGAACCCGAUAGGAAUACCACAUUAACGGAAGAGCCAGAGGAGACAUCUACAACAAACGCAGAACCGGAAGUAUCGACUACCGUUGAACCGGAUGUUGAUAGUACUGUUGAUCCAGAAGGUGACAAGUCGACAACGGAGGACUUCGAGGAUGUAUCCACAACCCCUGUUCCCACUGAGCUCCCUUCGACAACGGGUGUCACUCCUGAAGUUCCCAUCACCACCCUGGCUCCAGAAAUUCCCUCAACACCACCACCGAAAGAUGGAAAUACCAAGAACAUCUUCAUUUUUAACGUGUUUUUGGUGAAUGUUAAGAUAGAAAACAAAAGUUAAAAGUGAGGCAAUGGUUCUUACUUAUUUUCCCGCCCAUUUGGCGAAGAGAAAAAAACAAUAAAAUUCAAAUAAUACUGCAAGUACAA
Drosophila simulans is the source of this 2810-nucleotide messenger RNA. Its product is annotated as proteoglycan 4. The record is from RefSeq and is a predicted model, not a curated record. The transcript has 3 exons. NCBI's taxonomy places the organism in Eukaryota, Metazoa, Arthropoda, Insecta, Diptera, Drosophilidae. Gene Ontology annotation, molecular function: lipase activity. Bases 70 to 2724 code for a protein of 884 amino acids. Gene Ontology annotation, biological process: lipid metabolic process.